Molecule: messenger RNA, 1200 nt
Organism: Camelina sativa (false flax)
Lineage: Eukaryota; Viridiplantae; Streptophyta; Magnoliopsida; Brassicales; Brassicaceae
Product: putative cyclin-D7-1
Source: RefSeq, a predicted model, not a curated record
UAUACGUCACUUUUUUUUGUUCACUGAUCUCAAAACACUGUUCUCAGAGUGAAGAGUUGAAUAAACCCUGACACCGGUUCUAUCAAACCGGUUCAGUUCGUAAUGGAUAAUCUACUCUGCGAAGAGUCAUGGCCCGCGAGUCCUCUAACUCCGGAGCCUUUACCAAACUCCCGCCGCACUACUCUCGACAAUGACGUAGCGCUGAUGUACCCGGCGAUAGACGAUGCGACGAUGGAAGAAGCCAUUUCUGUGGAUUUGGAGAAAGAAUUGUGUUUCAGUAAUCACGGAGACAAGAUUAUUGAGUUUUUCGUAUCUAAGAAGUUAACCGAGUUGAGGUUUCAAGCAGUUCAAUGGCUAAUUCAGACUCGGAGUCGGCUAAAUCUUUCAUAUGAAACAGUAUUUUCCGCCGCAAAUUGCUUUGAUCGGUUCGUCUAUAUGACUAGCUGCGAGGAAUGGACGAAUUGGAUGGUAGAACUAGUUGCAUUAACCUCACUAUCGAUUGCGUCAAAGUUCAACGAAGUUUCAACUCCUUUGCUUCAAGAACUCGAGAUGGAAGGUCUGAAUCAUAUGUUUCACCAGAACACCCUUCUUAAGAUGGAACUCAUAAUGUUGAAAGCUCUUGACUGGCGCGUGAACUCUGUCACGAUAUAUUCUUUUUCGCAAACCCUUGUUUCGAAAAUCGGUGUGAUAGAUGAUCAUAUGAAGAUGAACCGAAUCACUAAUCAUCUGCUCGAUGAUUUAUGCGAUUUGAAAAUGCUUCAAUAUCCACCAAGCGUUGUGGCAGCUGCGGCUAUGUGGGAUGUUUUGGACGAGAAUGGGAUUCGAGAAAAAAUUAUGAAUCUCUUUGGUCAACAUCAUAAGAACAACAUUGUGAAAUGUGUUGACGUGAUGAAAUCUCGUAGCAUGGUACAGCCGCCGUCGAGAAGGAAAAUAUUCGAAGCGAAAAGUUUUAUGAGUCUGCUGCAGGGAGGAGAAGGGAAUGAUGAUUAUUACGUUGAAGAUCUCUCUGCCAUUUUUCAGAUUAUACGAUCUGAUAAGAAGAAGAGAGAUAGAGAGAACCACCAAUUCGACUUUCGUCCGGCUAAAAGAAUGACAAUUGGAAUGUCAAACCACAUUUAGCAUUCUUUUAUAUAUUUUCUAACUACAAAACAAAAGAUAUUAUUAUUUAUAUAUACACAGAUUUAUCUCAACUGUAAUGCA